AUGGAAUUUCAUUACGACGCCGACUAUCAAUAUCAGGCAGAGAUACAGAAUGCAGCUAUUUGGCCCUCGCAGCUGAUUUACAGACCACAAGACGAGUCCUCUGCACUACAGAUUCCCGGACUGAAUGAAAUUGACCCUCGGAGUGAUCAGAGUUUCUGCUCGACAGCUUCAUCAAAUUCUACUUCAAGUCGAGAGAAUCUUGCGCUUGAGCGUCGAAAACAACGAAGAAUAAGAACGACAUUUUCAACCGCUCAGCUGAGAGAAUUGGAAAGAGUAUUUCACGAGACGCACUAUCCAGACAUCUACACAAGAGAAGAUUUAGCCAGCAGAAUUGAUCUAACUGAAGCUCGAGUUCAAGUUUGGUUUCAAAACCGCCGCGCAAAGUUCCGGAAGCAGGAGAAACUUUCAAAAGCGAAAUCGCCCAGCGAAAAAACAGGCGGCGGUGCGUUGAUGAGCGAAGCUGGCGCCGCGGGCGAUGCCGCUGCCGCUACAGGGGCACUCGCCGGAAGCGGUGCGAGUGCCGCCUCGAGUGAUGCCCAAGUCAAGCUCAGUCCGAAAACGCCAAAGUCAUCAUCGCCAAAGACUGAAGCUUCAACGAUUCCAACUCCUCCCACAGCUGAUCAUGUCUCAUUCGCCUCUCCCUACAGCAUCUACUCAUCCUACGAUCCGUUUUCCAUGACUUCAGCUGCUUAUGGAACUUCUAGACAUCUUUACGAAGAGCAUAUGCGCCAAUAUUCGUCACCAUCUUCUCUAAAAACUGAGCUUCCACCUGAUCUACCCGUUCAAAGUCCUGUCUAUCGUGAUGAAAAUUGA
This is a messenger RNA of Oikopleura dioica, 813 nucleotides long. Lineage: Eukaryota; Metazoa; Chordata; Appendicularia; Copelata; Oikopleuridae. The record is from the annotation of a GenBank genome assembly.